UAAUUCAAUCGAAAUUAGGAAAGUCCCAAUUUAGCAGAAGAGAAACGAAAGAAGCAAAGAGAGCAACAAAACUAUGCCUUCAGAUUCACCAUUCUUUCUCCUCCUCCUCCUCCUCCUUCUCCUCUUCUUCUUCUCCACAGCCUUCGCUCUGCUCUCAGUAGGCUCCGCCACAAUCGAAGAUGGUGAAGGCGAAAGGAUUGGAAGUAGAAUGCUUCUGGGUCUCAAAGAAACCCCUCAUGGAACUAACUCGACCUUUGAAUGCUCUCCUAAUGGUCCCUGUGUUCCUUGCCAAUACUCUGAAAAGAACAAUGAGAAGUAUCGCUGCAGUGAGACUGGCUAUCGCAUCCCUUUGAAAUGUGUGGAAAUUAAGCAAGGGUUAAAGGAUGCAAAGGCAAAGAUAGGCUCUAAGAAGAGUAGAUCAACUCUGGAAGUUUCCCACAACAUUUCAGAAUUGCAUAAUGCGGAAGAGCUCGGUACUCUCUUAAAGUGUAGAAGUUUACUGGAUGAUUCUUCUACAGAAGAGAAUGGCAAGCAGGCUUACAUUACUUACAGAAGCUGUAUACCACCAGUUAAUGAAGAGAAGUUGUCAGUGCUUGGUUUUGAGGUGAUUGUCCUGUGUUUGCUAGUCAUUAGUGGUUCUAUUGUAUACUUCAAAAAAAGGCAGACAGCUACAAUGGCAGGAUUUUCCCGAAUUCAGAGCAACGCAAGGUUUUAAAUGCAAAGCCUGUGCUAAAUCAGAAGUCCUUUCACACUAGCUGCCCUCAGUUUCUCCAUCUGUAUGCUAUUUCAUGUAUUGAAACGAUUCAUAGAAACCAGUUCUCUCUGUAAUAUUUUUUUGAUAACGACUAUGAUUCUUUGUUUGGAAUGAAACUGCAGAAAUUUGCCACUA
Messenger RNA from Rosa rugosa (rugosa rose), 889 nucleotides. RefSeq lists its product as uncharacterized. Lineage: Eukaryota; Viridiplantae; Streptophyta; Magnoliopsida; Rosales; Rosaceae. The record is from RefSeq and is a predicted model, not a curated record. The transcript has 4 exons. The coding region runs from base 74 to 715 and encodes 213 amino acids.